AUGGAAAAUGCUCUGAGCAUGAGCUUCACCAGCUCCUCCACACUUCAGCCUUUUUCCCCGACGUCGUUUCCCCCUCGAUUACCUGGAAUUUCUAGGGAGCUCAAGCUAUUGAGAUUAAAACGUUCAAAUUCAGUUGGAAAGCAUCCGAACAGUCGUAUUCUAUUGGUUGGAAGGGCUUUUGGCAACGGUGAAAAUGGGUUUCCGAUCAAACGCAAUAAGAAGAUAUUUACGGAAGAGGCAAUUGGGGCUGAAUAUGGAGAGGGAUUUGAGAGUUUUAGGCCGGACGGUCCCCUGAAAAUUGAUGUGGAUUUUCUAAAUGACAGGCUUCAAGAAGGUUUUCUUAAAAGAAUCCGUUAUGCCAUGAAACCUGAUGAAGCAUAUGGCCUUAUCUUUUCCUGGGAUAAUGUCUUGGCAGAUGCACGACUGGUUAAGUUGAAUGCUUGGAGACAGCUUGCCUAUGAGGAAGGAAAGAAGCUUCCCGAGGAUGAUGAAACUCAGAGGCAGUUAGUUUCUGCAGAUGCUGAGUACGUUCUCCAUAAGGUUUUGACGUGGGAUGAGGUGGAAAAUGAUUUGGAUAGAUUGAGCUUGAGGCUUUCGCAGUUGUAUCAUGACAAUUUUCUUGAGCUUUCAGAACCUGUUGAAGGUCUGAAAGAUUGGUUGGAUGCUGUAUCCACAGCACGCAUCCCAUGUGCUGUUGUUUCAAGUCUUGACAAAAGAACUAUGGUUCAAGCCUUGGAACGGAUGGGUAUUAUGAAGUAUUUUCAGGCGAUUGUGUCUGAUGAAGAUGGUAUGGAGUCCAUGGCGCAUAGAUUCCUUUCUGCUGCAGUGAAGUUGGACAGGAAGCCAUCUAAGUGUGUGGUUUUUGAGGAUGAUCCAAGAGGCAUAACUGCUGCUCAUAACUGUACCAUGAUGGCCGUAGCAUUAAUUGGUGCUCACCCAGCGUAUGCUUUGGAACAAGCUGACCUUGCUGUUGCUAGCUUUAACGAGUUAUCUGUCAUCAAUCUCCGAAGAUUGUUUGCGCAUAACGGAUUCGCCUUCAUGGACAUGCAGAAGCAAAUAGUUGAAAAAUCUCCACCCAGACGGAAGCUUAGAAUUGACACUAUUUUUUGA
This is a messenger RNA of Oldenlandia corymbosa var. corymbosa, 1110 nucleotides long. The record is from the annotation of a GenBank genome assembly. Lineage: Eukaryota; Viridiplantae; Streptophyta; Magnoliopsida; Gentianales; Rubiaceae.